Molecule: messenger RNA, 3297 nt
Organism: Zingiber officinale
Lineage: Eukaryota; Viridiplantae; Streptophyta; Magnoliopsida; Zingiberales; Zingiberaceae
Product: protein STICHEL-like
Exons: 8
Coding region: 1-3297 (1098 amino acids)
Biological process (GO): DNA-templated DNA replication; DNA repair
Cellular component (GO): DNA polymerase III complex; nucleus; DNA replication factor C complex
Molecular function (GO): DNA clamp loader activity; DNA binding; DNA-directed DNA polymerase activity
Source: RefSeq, a predicted model, not a curated record
AUGGGCCUUGUUUUGGGGGACCAUUUUGCAAUCGGUUUGCUCCAGUUUCUGUUGAUUUCUCUUGUUGCAUCAGAAGAUUUUUCAAUGAAUUCUCAGUCAUUAUUCGUCGUCUUCCAGAUGGUAGGGAAUUCUUCUGGUCCAAGCAAACUUCACUUGAAGAAGAAGCUUAUUCGAUAUGGAAAGGCUCCAAUGCUACAAGAACCUCAGCUUUUCCCAUCUUCAACCUCCUUUUCCAAUUUUAAGUCAACUCCUUCUGCUGCUUGUCAGAUUCGUGAUAAGGAAGCCGAGGCAAAGUCGACAGAAGUAAACAAAAAAAGAAGAAAAAAGGUUUAUCUAUACGAUCAUGGCAAUCAUUCUAGCAACUAUGAGGUCGAUGAUAGCCUUAAAUCAGUAUCAGAGAGUUUGGGAUACAGUUCGAGCAAUCAUGCCAGAAGAACCAGAAGUGAGAAAAGCCUUGAUGAUUUCAUGUCUGUUCAUGAUGGCAGAGAGACAACAAGUCAGGAGAUGUUACAAAGUCGAAGACUGAGGAGGAUGUGCACAAGUGCUGUCUCGAGAGCUCGAUCCUUCUGUGACUCCAAGUCAGAGGAGUUGGAACAUCAAACACAGAUUAGCAGGCAUAAGCCAAGAAGCAGGAGGCAUGGUGAUACCAUUGGUUCUCUUCGCGAAUCUUCUGCAUUUUUUGAUGGAUUUGGUGAAAUUGGACAGCAUCAUCGACGCUGUAGGUCUAGCAGAAACAAGGAUAAUCGUCGUGGAGAUUGUUCCUCUCCUUCUUUAUGCAGCAUAACAAGGAGUGGAAGUAAGAUCAGGCAUCACAGCAAAAAGAGUAAAAAGAAUUCAUCGCUCUCGCAGCGCUACCAAAUCAAGCCACUGCUAGAAGAUAGCUCUGAUGGAGCUUGUUCAUCAACACAUCAGAUAGAGGAUGAUCUAUCGAGAAGCAUACAGGAACUUGAAUUGGAGGCAUUCAGUCAAUUGCGCCCAACUAAACGAUCGGCUUUAGAACGGUCAUCGUACCACACAGCUCAAGAAGACAGGGAAUUGAUCCUUCAUGGAGGAUCUGGCAGAGAGAUUCUGGAGAGCCGAAGUCUAUGCGAGAAGUACAGACCAAGGUCUUUCGAUGAAAUACUCGGCCAGCCAUUUGUGAUUGAAUCACUUAAAAAUGCUAUUUCAAAGGGAUCAUCCCCUGCAUAUGUGUUUCAGGGCCCUUCUGGGACAGGGAAAACCACUGUUGCAAUGGUUUUUGCAGCAGCUCUUAAUUGUCAGUCGAUCAAAGAUAAGCAACCCUGUGGAUUAUGCAACCCUUGCACCGAUACAUUGUGCAACAGGAACGGGCCAAUUAUAGAGCUCGGCACCAACACUAGAAAGGGAAUGAACAGGUUGAGAUACAUACUGAAACAUGCACCUGCAGCCACCUCAAUCAGGCAAUUUGUAGUUGUUGUUGAUGGAUGCCACAUCUUGUCAUCGGAAGUUUGGUCGGAGCUUUGCAGAGUCGUCGAAGAUCCUCCUCCUCAUGUUGCUUUCAUCUUCACUGUAACCCAUCAAGCUAACCUGCCACAUUCUAUCACGUCGCGUUGCAACAAGUACAGAUUCUUAAAGAUAUCUGAGGCAGAUAUUGUUAGUAGAUUGAGAAUACUGUGUGCAAAAGAAAACAUUGACAUCGAAGAUGAAGCUCUGGAAGUAAUAGCCCGCUGUUCAUGUGGAUCUCUUCUCGAAGCAGAAAUGAUGUUAGACCAGUCGACUUUGCUCGGAAAGAGGAUCACUCCUACAACUGUCAAGAAUCUUGUGGGUUUUGUCAGCGAUGAGACAGCACUUGGUCUUCUUGAGGCAGCCUUGUCAUCAGACACUAUCGAGACAGUGAGAAAGUCUAGAGAACUUAUGGACUUUGGCAUUGAUCCAGUGGCUCUAAUGUCUCAGUUAGCAGGGUUUCUUACUGACAUCAUCGCAGGAACUCACAAGCUUGCCACUCAACAAGGCACUGAGGCACCUUAUGGCAAAAAUAUUUUGACUGAAGUGAAGCUUGAUAGAUUGCUACAAGCACUGCAGAUUCUAUCUGAUGCAGAAAAGCAGCUAAGCCUUUCAAGCGAACCGUCGACAUGGUUUACUGCAGCUCUAAUAAAGCUCAGUAGCCACAACACGGAACCUAAUACUCCGAGCAGUUGCUCCAGGAUCAGCAAUGAGAAACUGAAUGAUGCAUCAAACAAGCUGAAACAUGCUUCGAAGAACAUCACAUCCUCUAUUUCUAAAGUUAAAUCUGGAUCCUAUAGUACUCAAGGUUCUCAUUUGAUUGGCUCGAUUACAAAGAUGAAAACAGAUAGUUCAGUAUCAAGUAUGGAAUCACAUGGAACCUCAGAAGAAGACCAUCAUUCAAAUGAAUACACAAACAGAAAGGUCCUUGAGUAUGCAAGUUCAGAAAAACUGGAGAUGAUCUGGAGAGAUUGCAUUGAGAAAUGUUAUAUCAAAGAGCUGAAGCAAUUGCUAGCGUUUCAUUUGAAAUUGGUGGAAAUCAAGGAAUCUGAAAGUGCUUUGAUUGCUUGUUUAGUGGCCACCGACAAUAAAGCAAAACACCAAGCUGAGAGAUUUUUAAGCAGCAUCACAAACUUAAUAACGACAACAUUGAAGCAAAGUGUGGAGGUCAUGAUCAAUAUAAUGCCUCGUAAAUCAAGUCAGUACAAUGAAGCAACCAGCUUUAUUAACAAGAUGGGCAGGUUAAAUCUUAAUAUGAAUCAACUGGAACAUUCACAAGUGGAUGAAGAAAGAUCACAGGAUCUAACAUUGCUUAUUCAGACUUUAGGAAGAAACAAUUGGGGCGACAAUAAGACAUUUCUUCAUGAACAAAGACUGGACAAUGCAUGGAAGGAAGAAGCCAAAAAAGGUGAAACUGAAUUCAGAACCCACAAUUUGUGGUAUUCUGACUCAAGAAAUGCUGGCCAAAAUGGUGUUGCAAGGAUAAUUGCAGGAUCAACAAACCAAUGUGCAUUUAACACUGAUACCAACAAGUUAAAUCCCCAAAGCAGCCAACAUGUUUACAAGAGAGAGCACAACCACAUGUCGAAGAGGCAUCACCCUACUCUUUCUCCAAGCCUAUUGCACAUUGACAACCUCAUGGCAGACUUGGCCAACAAAAAACAGGGGCAUGAGGAUGCAGCUGAGUACGAUGGAUUUUGCUGCUGGAAGACUAGCCAGCCAAAGAAUAGAGAGAUGAGAGAAGAAAGAGGUGCAAGUCCAAACAUGGCUGGGAUCCUUCCAUGCUUUGGCAAGUGCUGGGCAAGGAAGAACAAAGACGACAGAUACAGGAUAUGA